This is a messenger RNA of Angiostrongylus costaricensis, 555 nucleotides long. NCBI's taxonomy places the organism in Eukaryota, Metazoa, Nematoda, Chromadorea, Rhabditida, Metastrongylidae. The record is from the annotation of a GenBank genome assembly.
AUGACAUUUCCUGUUAGUGGUCGAUUCAAUAAGCUUCCAUUGUUCACCUCCAUACUGUCUUUCGCUUCGUGGUGUUCUUACACUGUCGGAAUGGUGGCGGCAUCGGCCGCCUUCGUCCAUUACGUCUCACCGCAAGCUAUUGGAUCUGGAAUUCCUGAAAUGAAGACGAUAAUACGUGGUGUAAUUCUCAAAGAUUAUUUAACAUUUCAAACACUAAUAUCAAAAGUAUUUGGAGUUGCGUUAUCUUUGGGAAGCGGAGUUCCUAUUGGCAAAAUGGCAAGUUUCCUUCUUUACGGAAAGACUCGGAAUAUGCAACUGUUUAGUGGACCAUUUGUGCACAUUGCUUCUGUUGUUGCAAACCAGCUAUCACGUCUUGCCUCAAUUUUCGACCCAGCAUUCGCAAGUGAAACAAGAAGAGCUGAGUGCCUAGCUGCUGCUUGCGCCGUGGGAGUUGCUUGCACGUUCAGUGCGCCAGUUGGGGGUUGGUUAGCAUUCUCCUUAUUAUCUGCUACAAAAGCGUUUAGGUAUCCUAGUGUUCAAAACUUGCAAUUGUAG